Messenger RNA from Spodoptera littoralis (African cotton leafworm), 783 nucleotides. Lineage: Eukaryota; Metazoa; Arthropoda; Insecta; Lepidoptera; Noctuidae. The record is from the annotation of a GenBank genome assembly.
AUGUGUAUUAGUGCUAAAUUCAAUCGAUUUUGGAUAGAAAUAUUUUUUAAGAUGGCUCGUGCUCGUCCCGGUAUGUGCAACAUACGUCGUCGUGUCACUGUAGAGCAGCUGCGCGUACUGUUCGAGUCAGUUGAAGAAGACCCAGCCCUUUACACUUCCGGACGGGCCGACAUGUCCUUUGCCACCGUCCAAAAAUGGACGACGCUUGCCGAAGUCCUGAACAACAUUCCUGAAGGCGCUGCUCUAACCGCCAUGAAUUGGAAGUUGGUGCUUCGAUACUGGGGCGAGAAUACGAAGAGGCGAAUGAAGUCCGGCAAAACAAACUUUUUGAAGAGCAAGAGGGUUGCCUUCCUCUCACAUGGGGAAAUAGAGGUCUUACAAGAACUGGAGAAGAGGCUGUACGAGUUUAUGAAGCAGGAGGAGGCCAAGGAGGUUAUCAACCUGAAUGAACGUGUUUUCAAUAUGGAUGCUUUCGAGAUUCGUCCAAGAAGGAGUCUUCGUAUCUCAAGCCGUAAUAUUGACCCUGAUGAUGACGUCGACUCCGGUAUGGCGAUGCAAAUAAACUAUGAAACUGCUAAAACUUUGCACGAGAGGCAGCUCGAUUUCAUAGCCAAUGAUACGACUGAGGACUUAGCUGGCGCUCCUCAGCAGCAGAUCUUGGCUCGUCAGUUGGACCGUCUGCAGACAGUAUCCCGUGAGCUGGAGGAUCAUAUCGCUACUGUGCAGAACCGGAUCCAUCUCAUCAAGGAUAUGUGGAUGCACAACUGCGAUCAGAGUCACUAA